CAUUUCUCCCUGUGCCGGCUUUCCGCGCACUUUCUGCUUUCCUGCCUCGCUGCUGGCUCUAGCCCAGCAUCCCUCUGUGCCUCAUGCCUGUUCUCCUCCAGUCCUCCUACAGCCAAGUCUCACCCAGUGAGGUUUACUGGUCAGGCUGCUUCUCUAGCUGUUGCUGCUGAUGGACCAAAGGGGCUUGAUACUUCACUGUGAAGCCGCCACUGCAGCUCUGCCUCGCGUCUCUUCUUUUCCUUUUCCCUCAGAGUGUUUUUUCUUGAUAUUCAUUCUACCCAAGCAGCAGUAGAGGACAGAAAGAAGGGAGGGGAACAGACAGAGUCUCCUUGUUUCGAUACUGCAUUGCCCUGUCUGUCUUUUCUUUUUUCAAACCUUGCUUUCUGGAGAACAACUGGGCAGAGGAGAGCUCUUCUCCAGUGCUUCACAUCCCUGCUCAUUGCCGGGACAGGGUGCAGGGGAGGAGAAAAGAGGGAGGGACUGCAAGCAGGACUUCAGAUUCUUGCUCUUAGCUGCACAGCUCAGUGUCUCACCUUCUUCUGGAGGCAAAUUAGUCCAACCUGUCUCUGGUGGACAGGAAGACAGUUUGUCAAGGACAUACCCUGCGGGCUUACAGAGGAAUAGAAGGACAGGAGGUGUUGGUGUCAUGGCGCCAGUGGACAGCACUGGUUCGAGUGUCUCUGGUCGGCUGAGAUCAGGGGAUUUGAUCCAUGCUGGUCUGGCAGCUGUGCUGCUGCUCGGUGCAUGGAGUGUUGGUGGAUUAGAAGUUUCCACGGGUAAAGUUUCCUCAAUUGAAGCAAUGAAUGGCUCCACAGUUCUGCUGCCCUGCACUUACUCAUCUUGCAUUGGCAUUAAAAACCUGUACUUCAACUGGAAGUAUAAUGACAAUGGGACUUUAUUAAAGCUGUGUGAAGCAGAGAUUCCUAUGGAGAGAGUGGAGCCAAAAGUCCACAUUUACCAUGAACGUGUAGAGUUUGUUGGCUCCUCUAAGACAAACAACAUCUCCAUCUUGUUGUGGAACAUAACGUUUGAAGAUGAAGGGGACUACAUCUGUUUUGCCAGAAAUCCAAAAGAGAAGAACCGCAACCACAGCGCUGUCUUCACACUUAGGGUGGUCGAUCAAAUGAAGGAGGUUGACAAUACAUUGACGGUCAUUAUUGUCUCAGUUGUGGGAGGAGUCAUUGGCUUGGUAAUCAUCAUUAUGGUGAUAAAGGCAGUGGUUCUUCAUUUUCUACGCAAGGGUAAUGAGAAGACUAAAGAGUGCCUGGUGAGCUCCUCAGGGAACGACAAUACAGAAAAUGGACUUUCAGGAGCCAAAGCUGACAACAAAGGGACACCAAAGGCAUAAGUGAAAUACAAAGAUUGUAUGUUUGUAAAUAUGUUACAGAGUUAUACACGCUCAAAGAACAAGCUCUUAUCAGUGGACUGUUUUAUCUUAUUAGAGUCUAAAUAAUGCAACUUCUAAAUAUCUAUUUUAAAUCAUGCUUAAGAUUUGGGAGGUGUGGACUGUGCAGGAAUCUGGAUCACUCUGUAUCUAAUGCCAAAGCCCAUUAGUCACACAGUGUGCAGCCUGUUCUACGACUCUCAUCUGUACCUAACUAAACCCCAAAUUGCUGAAGUUUCAGUUAGUCUGUUAUUGAAUAAUCACCUUCCCAAAGUUCUUUUUUUAAUGCAUUGCAGCUUGAAUUAAUGCUUUUUCAUAAAUGCCAUCACUAUCAUUUAUGUGAAUAAUUUUAAACCACAGAUGCACAUCAAAGCUUUUA
Messenger RNA from Cyprinodon tularosa, 1763 nucleotides. Its product is annotated as sodium channel subunit beta-4-like. Gene Ontology annotation, cellular component: voltage-gated sodium channel complex; membrane. The transcript has 5 exons. Gene Ontology annotation, molecular function: transmembrane transporter binding; sodium channel regulator activity. Gene Ontology annotation, biological process: regulation of ventricular cardiac muscle cell membrane repolarization; cardiac muscle cell action potential involved in contraction; regulation of sodium ion transmembrane transporter activity. The record is from RefSeq and is a predicted model, not a curated record. The coding region runs from base 647 to 1348 and encodes 233 amino acids. Lineage: Eukaryota; Metazoa; Chordata; Actinopteri; Cyprinodontiformes; Cyprinodontidae.